GUGUGUUUGGUUGUGGUUUAAAUGUUAAAUCCUUUUUUUCCUUACUGUAAGUCACUCUCUUUUCACUCAUCAUCAACAUAAUCAUUAACAUCAUCCUCAUCCUCAUCAUCAUCACAAUCACCAUCCUUUUUAACAUCACCAUCAUCUCUACUAGCUUCAUAUGUGAAAAAUUAAAAUAACGUCAAUUUCAUCUGUGAUACACUUGAUAAAAAUAAUAGUGAAAGUGGAGAAAGGUAUCAACAAAAAUUAUCAAAACUGGAAUUAAUGGAAUUAGAGAAUAUUGUUGCCAACACUGUUUACCUAAAAGCAAGAGAAGAUUGUAACAAGGGUAAAAGCAAAAAAUGGCAAAAAUUACUUCGUUUUCCACACAUUUCUCAAUGUAUUCAUUUGAAAGAUCAAGUUGACGUUUCAUACAAUUAUAUAGUGGAACAGCAACCAAUAGGACAGUUACUUUUUAGACUAUAUUGCCAUACCAAGGAAUUGUACAGUAAAUGCAACAAUUUUCUGGACGCUGUUGUACGUAACGAUAUUCCCCGAUUUACCAUUGAUGAGUUCGGCACCAAUUUUUUUACUCUUAUAAAGGAAAACUAUGAACUCCAAUGGGAUGAAGAUCGAAGCUCAGUGGCCAAAGAGAUUGCUGAUAAAUAUCUUAAUUGUGAAUCAAAUCAAUUUGUGGAUGUUGUAAAAGAAGAGAGUCGCAAUAAAUGCAAGCAAAACCUAGAUUUGGCCUCAAAAGACCUUUUCCUGGACAGUGCCCUAGAUGUUAAAUUAUUUUUAUCAACCAAUCCAUUCAAGGAAUUUGAAGGUAGCAUGUUUUUUCACCGUUACCUUCAAUGGAAAUGGCUGGAAAAGUUGCCCGUGACAAAGGAUACCUUUCGAAUGUACAGAGUUCUUGGUAAAGGAGGGUUUGGUGAAGUUUGUGCGUGUCAAGUUCGAGCCACGGGUAAAAUGUAUGCUUGUAAAAAGUUGGAAAAAAAGCGAAUCAAGAAACGCAAAGGAGAAUCAAUGGUUCUCAUUGAGAAGCAAAUUUUACAAAAGAUAAAUUCACGGUUUGUGGUUAGUCUAGCCUAUGCCUAUGAGACUAAGGAUGCUCUUUGUUUAGUAUUAACUCUGAUGAAUGGUGGUGACCUUAAAUUUCAUAUCUACAACAUGGGAGGUGAACCUGGCUUUGACCUGGACCGAGCUCGUUUCUACACAGCCGAGGUGACACAAGGAUUGGAUCAUCUUCACUCUCAAGGGAUUGUUUACCGAGAUCUCAAGCCAGAAAAUAUACUUUUAGAUGAUCAUGGUCACGUAAGAAUCUCCGAUCUUGGGUUAGCUAUGGAAAUACCAGAAGGUGAAAUGGUUCGAGGAAGAGUUGGUACAGUGGGUUACAUGGCUCCUGAAGUGAUUGAAAACGAUAAAUAUGCCUUCAGUCCAGACUGGUUUAGCUUGGGAUGCCUUUUAUAUGAGAUGAUCGAGGGUCAAGCUCCGUUUAGAGCUCGAAAGGAAAAGGUCAAACGGGAAGAGGUUGAACGUCGAGUCAAAAAUGAUGUUGAAAGUUAUUCAAAUAAAUUUAGUGAAGAUACCAAAGCAAUAUGUACAUUGUUACUCUCAAAGAAAGUCUCUGAUCGUUUAGGCUGUAAACUCGGUCGUAAAGGAGCCUCGGAAGUUAAAGCUCAUCGGUUUUUCAAGACAGUUAAUUGGAAACGUUUAGAAGCUGGAAUGCUUCAGCCACCCUUCAUUCCGGAUCCUCAUGCUGUUUAUGCCAAGGAUGUUCUUGAUAUUGAACAAUUUUCAACGGUUAAAGGAGUCAAUUUAGAUGCUAGUGAUGAUUCAUUUUACAGUAAAUUUAAUACUGGAAGUGUUUCCAUUCCAUGGCAAAAUGAAAUGAUUGAAACUGAUUGUUUUAAAGAGUUAAAUGUUUUUGGACCAAACUUUACAUUACCUGAUGAUCUCAAUUUUGAUUGUCCGCCAGUCGAUGAGCCAAAAGGAUGUUUCCAAUUUUUUCGAAGCAACAAGAAUAAAAGAAAAAAUGUUCACAUUUCAAAGAGUAAUGCUCAAAUUGAUGAAGGAUCACAGACUGGAGUAAACAAUAGCAACAAAGAACCAAGUACAGCGAAAACCACCAAUUCCAUUAGUUAACGUUAAUAAAUUACAAUGCCUAAGGUUGAACUUGCUUUCAAUGUGGGAAUAUCAUCGACAACCAAAAAAUAAUUAAAACCAUUCUCACUAUCCAUACUAUCAACGCCAAGACGAGUCAAUAUACCUGAGGAAAGGGACAAGGCUGAAAAAGCUGGAAGCAAAUGAUUAACGAGUUAAGCACAGAUGAAAAAGUACCUAUUUUAUGUGCAAUAAACGACGUAUAUUGGAUUAAGAGGUCAAAGUAAUAAUUACUGAUCUAAAAGGAUAAAUAUUGAAAGGAUAAACAAGCCAAAGCCAUACUUUAGUCAACAGUAUUAAGAUGACAAUCCAACGAUUGCAAGCCAACAAGAUUAACAAUUAAUGCAAACCAAAAUCGACAGUAUAAUCUUGAUUCGUAUUCGGUUUGGAUUGGGAAAAAGUCACCGUCGAAAGGAAAUAAAUGUAAAGAAUGGAAACUGGUCCAAGAAACUGAAAAAACAAGGAAUGACGAUCCAUUUAGAUGGUAAUCUAUAGAAAUGAUUGAAUGAAUGUUUUGACGAUCAUGCCACUUGUGUGAAUCAAUCAACACAUUUUGAUGGUUUCUUGUUAAAUCAGCUGAAAUUAGUAAAGCAAGACAAAUUUCAUCAAAAACUGACAUGACAAAGAUCAUAUUCAUGACUGUCUUUACGAUAAUCAAUGGUAAACAAAUUGGGCACCAACAAUGACAACAAUGAUGAUAAUUUUGCAAACAAAAAGUAAUUCAACUAAAUACAUUACGAGCUUUUCCAAUAAGCCUUUCAACUCUCGUCAACAGUUUACUUACAAUUUACUACAAUCUGCUUCAUUAUAUUGGUACUAACCUUUGGACAUGAAGCAUGAAUUGAAGCGGACACACAGAGCACAAAUAAACCAGAAACCAGAUUUCUGAGUGCUUACAUUUUCUGUUGCAUUUUAAUAUGAUGACAAGUUAAUAUCAAAGAGCUGACUGGAUCUGUUGAUUUUGUUUUUUAAUUUCCAAAUUUUCCAAAGUUUUUUACUUAUAAAAAUAUAUAAAUAUAUUAAUUAUUGACCUGUUUCAGUUUGAACCAAAUCGACUGAAGGAUGAUACUAAAUGAUUGCAGCAAAACCCACAAAAUCUCUUCCGUUGUUUCAAAUUCAUCAACAAACUCUUUGCUUGACAAGAUGAAAAAGUUAAAAUCGAUACAUUUGACAAACGAACUUGAGACCACGAAUUUUUCUCACUGUGAUUACAAUUGUAAUUGACAUCCUUCGAUCUGACAAUUGUUAUUGGACAAAGGCAGAGAGUUGGAUAAAGCAAAAGGAAAAGCACAAUAAUAAGUGAUUCAAAUACACCGGGUAUAUUCGCCAUUGUAUAUAACCACUAAUUCACUCAUAUAAUUUGUAAUAUAUAAAUUUGUUGAAAAAGCUUACGAAAAUGUGAAAAGCUAAACAUAUCGUUGUAAAAAAUUAUGAUUAUCAUUAGACUUAUUAUGCUAUUAUUAAUACAACUUAUAAUUAUUAUUAUACAAUCUCUAUGUGCAAUUGAAAAAUACAAGACCAACGAAAAUAAUGUGUAACAAACAAAACGAAAACAGUGUCGACUAUUCAUGUACAAUUGAAAUAUUCAACAGAAAUCGUUAGGUUGCACAAUUAAUGUUUUUGUUUUAAUAAUUUUCAUCAAUAAUACAUUUCAAUGUUGCCAA
Messenger RNA from Tetranychus urticae (two-spotted spider mite), 3806 nucleotides. Lineage: Eukaryota; Metazoa; Arthropoda; Arachnida; Trombidiformes; Tetranychidae. The record is from RefSeq and is a predicted model, not a curated record.